GGAGCAGACUACAAGCGAUAAUGGCGACCAACGCAAUUUCGUCGUUAGCCGUAUAUGAUUCUUCUGAUUCAGAGGAAGAUCAAACUGAAGAUUCAGAAGCCAAAUUACAUUUGAAACCAAUAGAAAAGAGUCAUAGUACUGCUUUAUCAACAUUAUCAUCAGCACCUGAAGUAGCCUCAAAGUAUGACAUUGAGAACAGACUCCUUGUAGACAAAACAGUUACAGAAUUAACUUAUAAUCCGAAGACAGAAGACCUUUAUGCACCUGAUCUUGGUCCAGAAAAUCCAUUCAAAUCUGAACAUCGAAAAGCCUCAAAGAAUGCUUUCUCAGGUUUUGUAGAAAAAGAACAUGUCAGUGAUUUUCAUUUUGAAGCACAGCGAAGAACUUUUCAUCAAUUUGGUUAUGCAAAUGAUCCUACCAUUGGAUCUAAUCAAUUAAUUGGAGAUGCAGAAAAAGGGGAAAAAGAACAGAAGUUUAUCUUUGAUCCUGGCAAUACUGCUCGACCAGGUGACAAAAGGAAACGUGAAAGAAAUGACGAUCCUUCUGACAUAGAAGGUUUUAAAGGCCCCUGGGCCCCAUUUGCAGAUGAACAGAGGAUUGCAGUUCCUUCUGACGAAGACAAGAAAGCUAUUGAAGAAUAUAUGUCAAAAAAUAGUAGUAAAAUUAGAAAAGGUCAAGUUGAAACAGCUUCUGUUGAAGAAAAAACAACUCUUCAUAUUAAGGAUCCAUAUGAUUAUCAGGGAAGAUCUUUCCUUCAUCCACCUCAAGAUGUUGGUGUAAAUUUGAAAUCAACUGAGCCGCCUCUAAAGUGUUUCAUACCGAAACGUCUUAUUCACACGUGGACUGGUCAUUCAAAGGGAGUAUCAAAUAUAAAAUGGUUUCCAAGAUCAGCUCAUUUACUUUUAUCAACAUCUAUGGACUGUAAAGCCAAGCUAUGGGAAGUCUAUAAUGAACGACGUUGCGUUAGAACAUACGUCGGACAUAAACAAGCUGUUAAAGAUGCUUGUUUUACAAAUGACGGAAUGAAAUUUCUUACAGCAGGAUACGAUAGAUAUAUUAAGUUAUGGGAUACUGAAACAGGACAAUGUCCGUCCAAAUUUCUCAGCAGAAAAGUUCCCUUUUGUGUUAAAAUUCACCCCGACGCAGAUAAACAACAUUUUUUUGUCGUUGGUACAUCCGAUAAGAAAAUAAUUUGCUGGGAUAUGAGAUCUGGCGACGUUGUUCAAGAAUAUGAUAGGCAUUUGGGAUCCGUAAACUCAAUUACUUUUAUUGAUCAAAAUCGACGAUUUGUUUCGACGUCUGAUGAUAAAUCAGUUCGUGUUUGGGAAUGGAAUAUUCCAGUUGAUUUUAAGUAUAUUGCCGACCCUUCCUUGCAUUCUAUGCCUAGUGCAUCAUUAUCACCAAACGGUAAAUGGUUGGCUUGUCAAUCAAUGAACAAUCAAAUAUGUAUAUUUAAUGUUUUAAAUCGAAUGAAAUUGAUGAGAAAAAAAGUAUUUAAGGGUCAUAUGGUGGCCGGUUACGCUUGUAGCUGCGACUUCUCACCUGAGAUGACAUAUUUAAUAAGUGGUGAUGCAGAUGGCAAAGUUUUUGUUUGGGAUUGGAAAACGAGUAAACUUUAUAAACAAUGGAAAGCUCACGAUGAUGCCUGUAUUGCUGUUUUGUGGCACCCGCACGAGACGAGCAAAGUGGUCAGCGCUGGAUGGGACGGCGUUAUUAAAUAUUGGGACUAGAGUUUUAUUGUUAAAACUAGUAAAUACAUCCAUUUUUUUUAUUUAAGCUGAACAUUUUUGUGUUUGAUAUCGCAGUUUGGUAGAGCCUUUCGUAAUGAAUCAAAUGUUGAUUGAUAUCUGACUGAAGGUAGACCCUCUAGAACUAGACUUUUCAAUUCUGUUAGUUCUGUGAGACUUUUAAUACCUUCAUCAGUCACACCCAACAAAUUGACCAAUUCCAAAUUUUGAAGUGAAGAUUUCAAGCUAUCCAACUUACUCAAAGCAUUGUCUUCAACGUAUGGACAAGAAUUCAUAAGAAAACUUCUAAUAUGAUUACAGCCCUUAAGAUGAAUAAAUCCAACAUCCAUUAUUGAUGAAUCAAUUGCUUCUACCUCAAACAACAAAUUCUUUAUGGAUAUGGAAGGAAGUUGGUUAUAGUCUUCCAACCACGAAGUGUUGUUUGUCCAUUUAACUUUUGCUCCACAUCUUAAAAGCCAUUCAGCGCAUGCUCUAUCGGGUCCGACUUGCUCGAUUCUAUCCAUGUUGGGCCUAUAUUAUUUGAAAUAGAUUGUUAUGAAAUUGUGAUAUUAUUUAUAAAUGUAUACUUAUUCGGAAUCUGAGUCAACAUUCUUAAGAGAUUUCUUUUCUGAACUAGAAAAUGUCUUGCAGAGAGAGCACCAAAUUUCAUAGUAUUCAUAGUGGGAAUUUGUAGAGUUUAGAAUCUUCAACUAGAUUUACUGGUGCAACUAAUUUGUGAUAGAAGGGAUUUAGAAAUUUGAUUUCAUUCAAGAAACUUUAUACUGACAUAAGCAAAAUGUAGCCUUCACAUUGACGAAAUACAGACGUAUUGUAAUUCUCUGAAAAGCCAACAGAUGGCUAAAACUAAGGAAUAAGAAAUACUUAAUCAGUUUAUCAAUGGCAUUAUAUCAAUAGUUAAUUGAGUUAUUUUUUGAUAAUAGAAUGGCAAAGUAAUACUCUAAUUGUUAGGUUAAGAAUAACUGGAUGAAAUUGCUUACAACAUGCUUUUUUUAUUAUAUAUUAUGUUUUAUCAAUACAUUAUAUAGUAAUCGAUAUUCAUC
This is a messenger RNA of Dimorphilus gyrociliatus, 2788 nucleotides long. The record is from the annotation of a GenBank genome assembly. Lineage: Eukaryota; Metazoa; Annelida; Polychaeta; Dinophilidae.